Molecule: messenger RNA, 360 nt
Organism: Symbiodinium pilosum
Lineage: Eukaryota; Dinophyceae; Suessiales; Symbiodiniaceae
Source: the annotation of a GenBank genome assembly
AUGGCAAAACGGGUGAUUCACGAGUUGAUGCCAAAGUUUACCGAGAAGGUCAUCGACCUAGUGGAGGACCGGUGCUUCAAAUUUGAGAAGCAGUCCAAGGGACUCGACGAGCGUCUUCUACAGGCCACACGGGAGCAUGAGCAUGACUUCAUCAUUGCAAUGCUCAGAAGAGCCGUGUCAUUCGUAAUGCUGGAUGUCUUCCUUGAGAAGCUGGAGGUGGAGAAUGCUGAGCUGCUGUAUGUUCAAUAUCCAUCCAUGGUGGAAGUUUACGAGAGCAUUCAAGACGAUUCUGUCGACCAUGAUGAGCUGGACGACGUUCCCAGGACAGGCCACGGGAAGCUUGGGAUGCUUGGGCAGUGA